AUGGCUGCAGCAUCGUCCUCGACCGAUGUCCCUCCCCUUGGCAAAUAUCUCGCAUCCACCGACAAGAAGACACGGGACAAAGCGAUCAAGGGCCUGUCAGCGUUUCUCUCGGACCCUUCUCGAGAUGCCCUGCCUAAGUCUGAGAUGGCAAAGCUCUGGAAGGGUAUCUUUUAUUGCUUCUGGAUGUCCGACAAGCCUCUUGUGCAGCAGGCUCUUGCAAGCGAAUUGGCGGAAAUUAUCUUGACCAUCAGCACCACGCAGUCAUCAUUAGCGUUUCUCCGUGGUUUCUGGGAGGCGACAGUACGGGAGUGGAACUCUAUAGACAGACUGCGGAUCGACAAAUACUACAUGCUUAUUCGGAGAUUUGUCAACGCGUCUUUCAGACUCUUGAUGAAAACCGAGUGGGACAGUGCUGCGUGCGACGAAUGCAACUCAAUAUACACGAGCCGCGGAGGUCCUCUAUGUCCAGAUGACACGCGGGUACCCGCCAGUCUCGGGUACCACCUAGCUGAUAUUUAUUUGGAAGAGCUCGAUAAAGCACUGGGGACAACGUCAACGUCUCCACCGCCUCCCGCACCGCUCUCGACCUUGUUCACGCCCUUCUUCACUCUCGCUGCCCGCACCCACACAAACGCCACAUACCAGCGCAUACAGUCCGAGCUCCUCGAGCCGCUCUAUGCGGCGCUCAAGCCGCCACAAGAAGAGGACGAGCCGCCAAGGCAUAAACGACCACGUCUCUCGGCGCCCUCUUACCCGCAUCUCGUGGAGAACGCCUGUCUGUCCGACCCAAAAGCCGAGGGCGCCGUCAAGCGCGGUGCGCUCCGCAAGGCGCUAUUGCGGCGCAUGUUCGAUAUAGCGAGCGAGCAGGAUACGCGCGACGCUAACCGGCGGAAGCUGUAUGCGCUCUGGAAAAGUCAAAUGGAGGACGAGGAUUCAAGCGGGGAUACGGCGAUUGACGCAAGCUAG
Messenger RNA from Postia placenta MAD-698-R-SB12, 966 nucleotides. RefSeq lists its product as hypothetical. Bases 1 to 966 code for a protein of 321 amino acids. Gene Ontology annotation, cellular component: preribosome, large subunit precursor; nucleus; preribosome, small subunit precursor. Gene Ontology annotation, biological process: rRNA processing. The record is from RefSeq and is a predicted model, not a curated record. Lineage: Eukaryota; Fungi; Basidiomycota; Agaricomycetes; Polyporales; Adustoporiaceae. The transcript is spliced from 5 exons.